Messenger RNA from Cyphellophora attinorum, 1035 nucleotides. RefSeq lists its product as uncharacterized. The transcript has 4 exons. The coding region runs from base 1 to 1035 and encodes 344 amino acids. The record is from RefSeq and is a predicted model, not a curated record. Lineage: Eukaryota; Fungi; Ascomycota; Eurotiomycetes; Chaetothyriales; Cyphellophoraceae.
AUGGCAACCUGGCAGAACGGCCGGGAUGCCUUCAACGCAGAUGAUGAAGACCUCAUUAAAUCCUUCUCAGAUACCACAAACCACCUGCCCCUCCUGCCUCUUACCUGCUGGAUCAUUAUCGGCAACUUCAACAACUUCGAAAUCAAUUUCGGUCACAGUUUCACGCCGGUCAUGCUUUUCGUCAUUUUCCUAGCCCAUAUCGCGGCUUUGCGUGCCUUCACACAUGCACAAGAACAUGGUGAAGAUGCAGCAAAAUCCAUGGGUCCAGUCGCCUUCAUGUGGCCACCCGACCGCGAGUGGGGAGCCGCGCAGGACAACAGAUCGCCAUGCGGCUCAUCGUCAGGCGUGCGAAAUAGAACCGACUUCCCUCUCGUCAACGGCCAGGUCGCGCUGGUGAUGCAGGAGGAGGCAUGGCAUGUACAGGUCUCGAUUGCGCACACAGAUAAUCCGACUUCUAACGACGACUUCGAACUGCUGAUCGACGCACACUACAUACCAGACGUCGACCCGGGCCACGAAUGCUAUCCGCUGCCGCGCAACAACUCAGCUGGUAUUCAAGCUGGGUCGAAUGCGACACUGCAGCUGGUCUACACGUCUGACUUCGACGAUGACGGGGAGCAGACUGGCAACAACGAAACCUUUUAUGCUUGCUCAGAUAUCACAUUCGUCGAAACACAAGACUUCACCUACCAAGUCCCCUGCUUCAACGCCACAGUCCCCGAGUUCGACCUACCUUCGAACAGCAGCGACACGGACUCGGACUCAGCACAAGCCACACCCUCGUCCAGCUCCUCCUCCGGCGGCGGAGGUCUCUCGGGAGGCGCAAUCGCAGGCAUCGUCAUUGGUGUUGUCGCCGGCGUCGCUUUACUGGCAGGCGCAGCCUUCUUCAUCUGGCGGCUUCGCAACCAGCGAGAGCGGCUGAGGGCGCAGGAGGCUAGUGUUAGGGCGGUCAAGUGGGAUCAGACAGGCCGCGCGAGCGAAACAUCUGGUGAUGGGGAUGUUGCGUUGAGCGAUAUGCCUGCUCGUGGCUCUUAG